UUGCUUUUUUUGUGUAGAAAGACACUACAAACGCAAGCAUUCACGAGAGGAUGACAUCUCUUGUUGUUUGGGGCAAUAUUCACAGUUACAAAGAGAAGAGAUAAUCUCUGAUUAUCCUAAAGAGGUCCAAAACCAAAACCAAUUUAUAUUGAAUUUGCUUUAUCAAUUUGGUAAAAGUAACUCUGUGAGUGAAGAAGAGCUGGAGAAUGUAAAUUUUACAAUUAUGGGUAAAGUCAUUUGUCAAACCUGCCUGUGCAUCCUAUUCGAUGUCAGUGACUGGAGGUACGAAAGAGUGAAGACAUUUUAUCGGGUUGGUGCUAAAGUUAUUACUCAUGGGAAUAAUUUUCGGCACAACUGCAGUAGCAGCAAUAUUCUUAUGGGUGAGGCUUGGCUGCAAAAUCAUUUAGAAACGUUUAGUGAACCAAUGCCACACGAGAACAUAGCUCAUAUACAUGUCCCAACAAAGAAGUCUGUAUUUGAGGACAAGCCAGGGUAUAUACAGAUUUCUGAAUCAUCAAUGUAUAAACAUUGGGACCCCAAAGUUAAAAUCCCAACCAAGAACCAAAUAUUUGCCCGAUGUCCGCAGUGCCAGUCUCUACGGAAGAGAUGCCUUGAAGCUGGAAAGUGUUCAACUGCCAUGGCAGCACUGAAAGAUGAAAGGCAAAAGCACAAAGAUCUAUAUAUGGCUGAAAAGCAAAACUACUACCAACGGCAAAUAAUGAGUGUCCAUCAUCCAGAUGACAUGUUAUGCAUAAUAUAUGAUGGAAUGCACAAGGAGAAGACAAAGAUUCCAAGGUUUUCUGCUAAUCCAUCGAAAGAUCUAGAAAACUCAUUUAGAGUCCCAUGUAACCUUGAAGGGUUUAUUGUCCAUAGACAAGGUUUGCACAUUCAGCCAAAACAAGGAUAUGGCUUUUUAAACAUGUGCUACCCUGAUAAUUCUGAUCUGAUACUCAGCUGUUUGCUGCACUUAGUAAAGUCAAUCGAAAGUCCCUUUCCAAGAAGCAUAAGCCUCCAGUUCGACAAUGCAAGUAACAACAAAUGCAAUGAAGGAGUUGCUUUCUUUGCAUACCUUGUUGCAGAGGAAGUAUUUCACAAUGUUUAUGGUCACACACUUAUAGUGCACCACACCCAUGAAGACAUUGACAGGAUGUUUGAAAAUGCAAACCAAAAGUUCAAAAAAGCUGAUAUGGUCACAUCCAAUGAAUUGUCCAAUCUGAUGAAGAAUGUGCCAUAUGUCAAUGAAGUGUGCAGAGUACCUUGUGUCUGGGAAAUUAUGAAGUUUUUGGCACCAUUUAUACGUACGAUUCAUGAUUUUGCAAAUGUUCAUCACUUCUGGCUUCACAAAAAUGCAGAAGGAAAUGUAGUUCUACACUUUAAACGCUAUGCAAGCGAUCAAUGGCUACCUGACAGCACCAAGCCUGACACAUUCCUAAAGAACGAGGACAAAUAUGGUGUUUUGAUAUUUAAGGAAAAACCAGUUGGUGAACCAACCUUUGUUACACCAUCAUCUCCACUUUCCAAUUCGGACAUGGACAAGCUUAAAACAAGCACAACAAAGCUCCUUCAACAUCCACUUCUUCGGGAUUUAAAACUUGAAGAAAGAAGACUUUGGUGGAAUGACUACCUGGCAGGAUGUUUAUUUGUACCAGACCAAACAGAGUGGCCGAUACCUAUGCUACGAGGUAAAAGGCUGCACCAAAAUGAACUUGAUUCUGAGGCUGCUCGGACUGCCAUUGAAAAUGUACAACAUGAAGAGGAACCUAUGCCACUGGUGUAUUCAGGACCUUAUAUUGACCCUAAAAAAAGAGAUCUGUUAAUGAGGGAGAAUGAGGGAGUAAGAGAACGGUGUGAAUGGCCGGUGAAGAAGGUAGUAAAGGAGAGGAUAAACCAGAGAACACAUAAGAAGCAGUACUUAGUUGAGUGGAAGAAUUCAUGGGUCGAAGAUGAUCAAGUUACAGAAAAGUGUAAGGAGAUGUGGGAAAAGCGGAAAAGAAAUGCAAGGUAGUCCAGCUCCAUAUCUCAUCAUAAUUAUCAUGGCAUCAAUUUCAUUUGCAAGAUUAURUAUCUUUUAACUAACAGUGACUUUUUGUAGUUUAGCUUACCUUUGUAAGUAGAAAGUAACUACUUUUUCCAUUGCAUUCUCAAGAACCAAAASAAAUUUAGGGCAUUUUGAGGGGUGUGUCUGGUAUUUCGACUGUAAACAUACACUGAUUUUCGAUGGAUUGAUUUUAUCAGACUGUGCUUAAAUUACGUUAUUGAACGGCACUAUGUUUGACCAAUUUAAGUAGCAUGACCAGGCAUGUAAAAACCUUUAAACUUAUAAAAUUUAAUGAGGCUAGAGUACUCAGUCGUCGAAGAGAAAGGCAAUUUCUUUUUUGAGCCCCUCUUUUGAUGAUCUUCAUCACAGCAGGAUAACUUAAUAAACGGUAGUUUGCAUUUACCUUCAAAUGAAGAUCAGUAAUAACAGUCUUUUGAAGUCGUAAUAGCUUUAUUUCCGAAUGAUUUACACAAUAAAAGGCAAAUGAAAAAGUUCUGUUUCACCGGUGAACUCCUGCAACGCUUCACUAGGUUAUUUUAGUGGCAUGAAAAUGUUCGCAAUGCCUCACGGUUGUUCAUGCUGAGCAUGAAAAUGCUCGCAAUGCCUCAUGGUUGUUCAUGCUGAGCAUGAAAAUGUUCGCAAUGCCUCACGGUUGUUCAUGCUGAGCAUGAAAGUGCUCGCAAUGAUUCACGGAAUUUCAUGAAAAUACACCCAACGCUU
Molecule: messenger RNA, 2758 nt
Organism: Exaiptasia diaphana
Lineage: Eukaryota; Metazoa; Cnidaria; Anthozoa; Actiniaria; Aiptasiidae
Exons: 16
Coding region: 224-2005 (593 amino acids)
Source: RefSeq, a predicted model, not a curated record